Messenger RNA from Pangasianodon hypophthalmus (striped catfish), 1976 nucleotides. RefSeq lists its product as uncharacterized. Lineage: Eukaryota; Metazoa; Chordata; Actinopteri; Siluriformes; Pangasiidae. The record is from RefSeq and is a predicted model, not a curated record. The transcript has 7 exons. Bases 657 to 1676 code for a protein of 339 amino acids.
AACGAGUAUGUGAUCAUGUUGCAUAUUGUGUUUGCUCUCUAGACAUAAAGUCAACAUGUUUUUGGCCAACGUUUCGGCUAUGAGACUUGGUGUUCUGAUUAUCACAUCUGAAUAACGUCUUCAUUUUCUCUAAAUAGGUUUAACUGUAAAGUAAUGUCAUGAUAGCAGGAGACUUAUGACUUUAUUAUAGCUUUGCACUGAUGUUUAUUUUGCUCAAUUUUGUCAGUGUUUCCACAAACCUGUGAAAAGAUUGUCUAUCAUCUGUGCAUGCUAAUUAAUCUAAGUAGCAAAAACCAUUUGCUAUUGUGCCUAUGCUGAUGUGUGUAGUGCAGCAGGCUGUGGGAUUCAGAACGAGUAGUGUGUGCUACAGUUACUGCAGUGAAGUUUGUCGCACCACUGUGUAAACAUUAUGUUUAAACAUAGAUACAUACCAAAUGAAUACUUUUGUUUUACAAAAGUCAUUAAGCAGUAGUGUUUUUUUUUUUUCUUUAUAUGGUUGUUGAAUCUACUUAUCUGCUGGGCAACUAAGAAUAAAAAAAAAGAAAAGUAGUAGCCUGGACACAAAAUCUACUUGUCUACUCCUGAUUAUGUUCCCAUGUCUUUAGGAAUGUGAGGACCUAAAGAAGGAAAACAAGUACCUAUCCAAUGAGAUUCACAUGGAGAGGAUCAUGAUGAGAACUGAGAGUGAGCUUACCAUGAGGAACCUUAGAAACCUCAACCAGGAACUACAGGCCCAAGUUAAAGAGUUAAAGCAGAAGCUGCAUCUGAGCCAGCAGAGGGCGACUUUGUGCUCCAGGGCAGCAGAGGAGGCAGACAUGUCACGAAGUGAGGCAGAAAAGAACCGGACACUAGCAGAGGCUCGGGCUCUAGAGAGCAAAAGAGAGAGAGAUACAGCAAUGGCUGACAAAGUACAACUCAGUGAAGAGCUGCACAAUUUGAGUAAAGAGCACAAAAACAUGCAGCUGCUUCUGGCACAGACUGAAAAAAAUUACUUUGAGGCCAUGUUGAAACUGGAGAGGGUGUCUGCAGAGAAACAAUUUCUCCUAGAGGAGAGCAAGGGUUUGGAGGACGAGAGGAACACACUACGGCAGAAAUUCAAAGAGCUGACUGACGAGAAUGCAAUAAUCAAAGAAAAGGAGGUCAGCUGGAGACGCAAGGCUGCUGCCGCUGAGGAGCAGAGCGAGAGAGCCAUUAAACAGCAGCAGCAGGCUGAGCAUGAGAGCAGACUGGCCAAAAGAGAGAAAGACAAAUCAGUUAGUGAGUGUCUCAGCUGGCGGGAAAAACACCAAGCUCUAGCAGACAUCUUAAGAGCACAGGAGGACCUCAUAUCACAGAGGCAGAACAAAGCAUGCCAAGCAAACAUAAAAAGCUACUUUCUUUGUAUGACUGAAAGUGACCAGAGGAUUAAGAUCCUAAAGAACUGUGAUGGAACUCCAAGAAACUUCACGGAAGGAGAUCCUGUGUAUAUUUCAACAGCUCAAGCCAGUGAUGAGGAUUCAGAAAAGAGCUCAGGAAGGACCCUUCUCAGGGUCGCAGCUCCCACAGCAGGAAGAGACUCUGGACCCACUCACUUCAGUGAACUGUCACUGAUGGGAGCAGAUCCCCAUGACAGCAGCACUCUGAGGAGAAGUAGAAAAGUGGUUGAGUACUUCUGGAUUCCCACUGACCAAGAAUAAUCCUUUAUCAUCACUGAUUUAGGGGGGGGGGAGGUAUGAAGCCAACAUGGUUACACACUACCAUGUACAUGUUGGGAUAUUACUAUUAUAAAACUGCCUUACAUAGUGUGAUAAGAUCACACCAAUGUACAAGAUCAUGCCAAUAAUUUCUGUGGCAGACAAGAUCAGUUAUAUCCACAUGCUGCAAAAUAUAUUAUACAAUUAACAUUCUCUCAUGAUGGUGAGAAUGAAGAUGACAUUCUGCUUUUUGGUGACUUUUUAUUUGGCCCGUCUUCUGUCGCCAAAAACGUCACAUGAACU